UUGUUUUUUUAUCUAUCGUUUGCCCAUACAUCGCUCUCUCUUUCCUUCUCGCUCUCUGAUAUCCACGCAAAUGGUACCAACAAAGCGCAGCCACAGAUUUUUCAAGUUCAGAAGCCCCAUCACUCAAACUCCCACAUUCUACACUCUGUAGAAAAAAACAUCCAAAACUGCCAUCGCGACGAAACAGGAAUUACCCUACCCAGGGUAGAACAUUGCCUAGAAAGUUCCCUGCACCUCACUUUAAGAGAAGAAAAAAAUCCCACGUCUCUCUUUCUCCUGUUACAUCAAUGUAUGCCCAGGACUUCGACUUCUCUCGUUUGGUUGUGACCAUGGCUUGGAUCAUGCUCCGGAUCGACUACUCUAGGCUCUUCUGGCUUCUCUUCGGCGUCUUCUCCUAUGAAAACCACGAAGGAAAGCCUCGGAUCUAGUGUUCGAUUGUGUUCAAAUUAAUAACAAACUCUACGAUCUCCAUUAGAUUUCCUAUUUUAUCGUUUUUUUUUUUUUUUUUCUUUUUCCUUUUCCGUUUUUUUUUUUUCCUGGGGGUGGGAAUGUUCAAAGGGCGGUUUGGCGGACGUGUUGAUGGCGGCGAGGAUGAUUAUGGAUACGUUGAAACUGAUCCAACGGGCCGGUAUGGACGAUUUGCAGAAGUUCUCGGAAAAGGUGCCACCAAGACUGUUUACAGAGCAUUUGAUGAGGUGCUGGGGAUGGAAGUUGCAUGGAACCAGGCCAAACUCAACGAUGUCUUCCGAUCGCCAGAGGGGUUAGAGCGACUGUAUUCUGAAGUCCAUUUACUCAGCACCCUCAAUCACGAUUCCAUCAUCCGAUUCUACACUUCUUGGAUCGAUGUCGAUAAGCGAUCAUUCAACUUCAUUACUGAAAUGUUUACUUCCGGCACUUUGAGAGAGUACAGACGCAGAUACAAUAGAGUGGAUAUCCGAGCCGUGAAGAACUGGGCCCGCCAAAUACUUCGUGGUCUUGUCUAUUUGCAUGGUCACGAUCCGCCGGUGAUUCACAGGGACCUCAAAUGCGACAACAUCUUUGUCAAUGGUCAUCUUGGAGAAGUCAAGAUCGGCGAUCUCGGCUUAGCUGCGAUUCUCCGUGGAUCGCAGGCGGCCCACAGUGUCAUUGGCACACCAGAAUUCAUGGCACCAGAACUCUACGAAGAAGAAUACAAUGAGCUGGUCGAUAUAUACUCCUUUGGAAUGUGCGUGCUAGAGAUGCUUACAUCCGAGUACCCAUAUAGCGAGUGUUCUAAUCCUGCACAAAUCUACAAGAAAGUGACGUCGGGAAAAUUGCCGGACGCAUUCUACCGACUUGGUGACUCAAACGCCAAACGAUUCAUCGGAAAAUGCCUUGAAAAUGCUUCAAAGAGAUUGCCAGCUAAGGAACUCCUACUCGAUCCGUUCCUAUCAAUUGAUGAUGGUGAAUUGUUGCCAAUCCUCAAGUGUGGGACACACAAGAUAAUACCCGAUGAUAUUAAACUAGGGGAGACAUUAUAUGGGACGUUGCAGAAUGUGGAUGUUUAUGAUCAAGAUGGAGCAAGGACCACGGACAUGACAAUCACAGGAAAGAUGAACCCAGAAGAUGAUACCAUCUUUCUCAAAGUACAGAUUGCUGAUAAAGAUGGUAAUGUUAAGAACAUAUACUUUCCCUUUGACAUCACAAGCGACACUCCAAUCGACGUCGCAACAGAGAUGGUUAAGGAGUUGGAGAUCGCUGAUCGUGAGCCGUUCGAAAUAGCUGAGGUGAUUGAUGAGGAGAUUUCAGCUCUGGUGCCCCACUGGAAGGAGUGGGACCAACCCCACGGCCACCAACACAUUAGCUUUAGCUACCAAGAUGAAGAUGAUGGGGCGCACCAACCCUGUUACUCCCCUUCCUCCCCUUCUUCUCAAGCUUCAUUCUUUGGUAUGCUCCCUUCACAAGGGCCCCACUACAGGUGUGGUGAUGAACUAUCUUACCAUUCUGAUUGGCAACAAGAUGAUUUGUUUGCUGAUGAUGACUCAAGCUCUCAAAGCUCCUUAUGUUCCGGCAAAUACUCAAACAUGAAUUACAACUCCGGCAGUGACGCCGACCAUGAUAUAAGCCCAAGAAGAACCGAAUGCCACUCAUUCGUUAAGAACCACAAGUCGUCGAGAUUUUGCCCAGACGAAAACCAAAAAGCAGCCCACCCGAUUAACUCUAAGUGUUGCAAGCAAUGCGAUUCGCCACAAUCUCGAAAUACUACAAGCAGUAGCAGCCACAGGACAAUUGGUAACCGUUGCUUGUCGAGAAUCCGUUCAAUGAUGGAUGUGCGUAGUCAAAUGUUGCACCGAUCACUUGUUGAGGAAAUGAACAAGCGACGAUUAUUCAAGACAGUUGGUGCUGUAGAGAACAUUGGAUUCCAGACGCCGUGUGGUUUCCCCAGCAAGGUUCCAAUUUCGAAAGUUCAUCGAGAUUGUAAAGGGAAUGGAUCUACAUGGGGAAGAUGGUGAAGUAUGAGGAAUCUCCAUGAAUGUGAGGUUCCAUGGUUGAAGUUCAAGAGUGGUUCUCUAAGUGUGCAUGGACUUGAUAAUGCAAUGUUAAUAUUAAUAUCAAUAUCUGUUGCAGGGUGUGUGAUAUGUAUUAGUAAUGUGUCAUAUAGAACCUAAUAGUGAUGUUUUUGAAAUACAAUAAAACGUUCUCGUGGGCGUUGUGAGAAACUAAACCCAACUUCUUUCUCAUAUGAUAUCGUAGGAAGAGUAUUAGACAGA
Magnolia sinica is the source of this 2729-nucleotide messenger RNA. Its product is annotated as probable serine/threonine-protein kinase WNK5. Gene Ontology annotation, cellular component: cytoplasm. The transcript has 8 exons. NCBI's taxonomy places the organism in Eukaryota, Viridiplantae, Streptophyta, Magnoliopsida, Magnoliales, Magnoliaceae. Gene Ontology annotation, molecular function: protein serine/threonine kinase activity; ATP binding. The record is from RefSeq and is a predicted model, not a curated record. Gene Ontology annotation, biological process: intracellular signal transduction; protein phosphorylation. The coding region runs from base 549 to 2471 and encodes 640 amino acids.